AUGCCAUCGACUAGAUUUCCUCUACCUAUAAUUGGAAAUGCCUUAAAGAUUUUAGAAGUUGCCAGAGGGGCUAAUGAAUAUACAGAUCAAAUUUUGUACAGAUAUUACAUAAACUAUUUUGAAAGUAUCGGAUAAGAUGUACCUCCAGUCUUUAUUGAUUUUCUUAGUGCUGAAGGAUAAAUUGUUGUGAGUGAUCCUGAUAUGUUGCAAGAAUUAUUUGUAACUAAGGGUAAAUUUGUUGACAAAUACAGUAGGUUAAAGGUAGCAAUGCAUAAACUCACAGGGGAAUCAAUAAUUUUUGAAGCAACUACAGAGGAACAGGCAAUGAAGCGAAAGAGGCUGUCAUCUGCUUUUUACAAAGACAAGAUGACUUUAAUACUUAAGAUUCUGGUCAAGAAGACCUAUGAUUGGGUAAAUAUACUGAAACAAGAUGUCAAAGACGGGAAAAAGGAAAUAGAAUUGAGCAAGCUUGUUAAUGAUCACAUCACAGACUGCAUCUUGACAAGUGUAUUCGGUGAUACAAAGCUAAAUAAAACUUUAGAAUACGAGGCUGAAAAUAGUAGAGAGUAAAUAUCUCUUGGAGUAUUUGUAGGCAAUUUAUUUUCCCUGCUUGUCAGAAGAUUCUUUGGACCUUUGAGAUAGUUCACUUAGAUAUUUGACCGAGUCUUUGUUGGGAAAUAAGAAAAAAGACUAGAGAGAAACAUUGACAACUACAGAAACUUCUUGAAUAAGUUCAUUGAAGAAAGAAGGGAAUAAAUGAAAGACCCUAAUUUUAUUAGUGGAGAUUUUCUCACAUUGUUGCUGAGUGAUGAACAUUACAAAAAUGAUGAUAAACUAAUUAAAGAUGAGAUCAGUACUUUUAUGCUUGCUGCCACAUAAACAACUGCAUCUCUAAUUACGAAUCUUUUGUACUACUAAGAGUUUAUCCCAGAAAUCAAAUAAAAACUAAUGACAGAGAUAGCAUAGAUAAUGUCAAAUGAUAAAAAUCAAGGCUAAUUACCACUUUAGAAAAUGAGCAUAACAUGUGAGCAAUGGAUUGAAAAGCUUGGAUAUGAUUAGUUGCAAGAGAGUUGGCAAUAUCUAUAUCUAGUAAUAUAGGAAAACCUCAGGAUUGAAUCUCCUGUAAGAUCCUCAACUCCUCUUCAAUUAAGAUAAAAAAUGAAUAUUUCAGGAUUUGAGAUCGACACAGACAUACCCAUCCUUGUUCAUUUCCAUUUGCUUCACAGAAAUCCUAAGGAAUGGAUAGAACCAACAAAAUUUAUUCCAGAAAGAUUUGACCCUCUAAGUAAAUACAGUCUUGCCCCUGAUGGGUCAAAGAGAAAGCCUCUUAGUUUCAGUCCAUUUUUAGGAGGGAGAAGAAUUUGCUUAGGUAAAACUUUUGCAGAGAAUAUAGCUAAAUUAGUUGUCCCAAUCUUUAUUUCUGAGUUGGAAUUUACAUUCAAAAAAGAUUAUCAUUAUCAGAGAAAACCUCCUAAAGGAUUAUCAACUGAGGUAAAUGUUCCAAUCAUUUUAUCGCUCGUAAAGAAAGAUUGA
Molecule: messenger RNA, 1533 nt
Organism: Stylonychia lemnae
Lineage: Eukaryota; Ciliophora; Spirotrichea; Sporadotrichida; Oxytrichidae
Source: the annotation of a GenBank genome assembly